Molecule: messenger RNA, 6708 nt
Organism: Rotaria sp. Silwood2
Lineage: Eukaryota; Metazoa; Rotifera; Eurotatoria; Philodinida; Philodinidae
Source: the annotation of a GenBank genome assembly
AUGGAUAAAACUCAUUUGACAACCACCAACAAUAAAAACCAUACCAUCAAUAAUAUAAAUAAUCGUUAUCGUUCAUCCUCACCAACAAUAGUUCCAAUAUCAAAUGAUGAUAAAAAUAUACUUGAAACGGAUCGUUUUUUAACUGAACAUGCAUCGUCAAAUAUUAUAUCUGAUCUACCACGUUCACGUAAUCUUGAAGAAACAGAUGAUAAUGAUUUACCAUUUCCAGGUUUUGUUGAUCGAGUUUUCUAUUGUCUCAGACAAACAACACCAUUACGUUAUCAAUGCUUACAAUUAAUAACAUGGCCAUGGUUUGAACGUAUAAGUAUGUUUGUUAUUUUACUUAAUUGUGUAACACUUGGUAUGUAUCAACCAUGUGCACAUCAUAGCGGUUUACCAGUAGCAAAAAAAUGCGAUACUGUACGUUGUUUAUGGUUACAAGCAACGGAUUAUUUUAUUUUUGCAUUUUUUACUAUUGAAAUGUGUAUUAAAAUGAUAGCUAUGGGAAUAUUUGGUAAAGGUACAUAUUUAGCUGAAACAUGGAAUAGACUUGAUUGUUUUAUUGUUAUUUCUGGAUUAAUUGAAUCGGUAAUACCAGGUGAUAAUUUAAGUUUAUCAGCUAUACGUACAAUACGAGUUCUUCGUCCAUUACGUGCCAUUAAUCGUGUACCAUCCAUGCGCAUAUUAGUUAUGCUUUUACUUGAUACAUUACCAAUGCUUGGAAAUGUUUUACUUCUUUGUUUUUUUGUCUUCUUUAUAUUUGGUAUUGUUGGUGUGCAAUUAUGGAAAGGUUUGUUACGUAAUCGUUGUUUUUCACAAUUAAAUACAACAUCUAUACUUAAUCAUACAUUAUUCCAUGAUAUUCCUUUACGACCGUUUUAUAUUCCAACUGAUCACGAUUCAUUCGUUUGUUCACAUCCGCAAUCAAGUGGAAUGACAAAAUGUUCUGAAAUUCCUAAAUUACGAAAAGGAAAUAUGACAUGCGAACUUGACUUUUAUACAUUACAUGCACAAUUAAUAGCUGAUCCAAAUAAAGCAGUAAAUGGUUGUAUUGAUUGGAAUCAAUAUUAUAAAUUUUGUAAUGUUUCUGAUAAAAAUCCAUUUUCAGGUUCAAUUAGUUUUGAUAAUAUUGGUUUAGCAUGGGUUGUUAUAUUUCAAAUAAUUAGUCUUGAAAGUUGGGUUAAUAUAAUGUAUUACAUACAAGAUGCUCAUUCAUUUUGGGAUUGGAUUUAUUUUGUUUUUCUUAUUAUAAUUGGUUCAUUUUUUAUGAUUAAUUUAUGUCUUGUUGUUAUAGCAACACAAUUUAGUGAGACUAAAAAACGUGAAACUGAACGAAUGUUAGCUGAACGAAGACGUUUUUCACGUUCAUCAAGUACAUUAAUUAGUGAUGAACCAGGUUCAUGUUGGGAAGAAACAAUUAAAUAUUUUGAACGUUUAUGGCAUCGUGGAUAUCAACGUUUAAUUAUAUUAUGGAAACAUUAUAAAAAAAAACAUACAAAAGUUAAUCAAAAAAAAGGUUUAUUGAAUGUUAAAAAAAAUCGUCGAAAAACAUCAACAAGAGUAAAUACUAAAAAUUCUUCUUCACUGCAAAUUCAAAUUCAUUCAACAGUAAAUUCAUCACCAUUAUCUAAUCUGAAUAUAAUCCAUAGGCCUAAUUGUCGACUUUAUCAACCAGCAUAUCCAUCAACACCAUCAUCAAUAAAUCCAUUUUGUAUUAAUGCUCCAGCAGCUAGUCCUGAAUUAUCUGAUAUAAUUGAUUCAACAAAUCCACCAAGUCCAACUCCUGAACUUAAAACUGUUCUACAGUCUCAAUUAGUUAAUAGUUCAGGUACAUCAACUUUAUCACCAAUAUUAUCAAGAAAUCGUCAAAAAAAAUCAACUGAUAUUACUGAACUUAUUUGUCCAGAUAUAAAUACAAUUCCUUCAGCGAAUAAUAUGGUUGAAAAUUUAUUAGAUAAAACAAUGAAUAAAAAAACAAAUAUUCAAUUUUGUGAAUGUCAACAACAAGAUAAUCUUACUGAAGAGAACAAUGAUGAGGGCGAUGAGGAUGAUGAUGAUGAUGAAGAUGAUAAUGAUGAUGAUAAUGAUAUUAAUAAGAAAAGAAAAGAAAAAAAACAAUCAAAAAUAAAUAUAUUAUUUCAUCAAUAUUGUUUAACUUAUGUAACAAAAAUUCGUCAAUUAAUAUCAGAUUUUGUUGUAAGUAAAUAUUUUCGUCGUAUUGUUUUGUCAGCUAUUGUUAUUAAUACAUUAUCAAUGGGUAUUGAAUAUCAUGGACAACCACCAUCUUUAACAAAUGCAUUAGAAUAUAGUAAUUUAGUAUUUACAUCAUUAUUUGCUAUUGAAAUGAUAUUAAAGAUUCUUGCUGAUGGUUGUUUAAAAUAUAUUAAAAAUGCAUAUAAUUUAUUUGAUGGUGCCAUUGUUAUAAUGAGUGUUAUUGAAUUACAAGGAAAUCAAAAUAGUGGUUUAUCUGUUUUACGUACAUUUCGUUUAUUACGUGUAUUAAAACUUGUUCGAUUUAUGCCAACUUUGAGACGUCAAUUAGUUGUCAUGCUAAAAACAAUGGAUAAUGUCGCAACAUUUUUUUCUCUAUUGAUACUAUUUAUUUUUAUCUUCAGUAUUCUUGGUAUGCAUUUAUUUGGUGGUGAAUUUUGUACAUUACAAGCAUUCAAUUUAACAUCACGUGAACAAUUUGACAUGAAAUGUCGUUGUUGCGCGUGUAUUGAAAUGGAUUUAUUGAAAAAUCAUACUGAACUCAAAGAUUUAAAUUGUAUACAAGAGAGAAAAAAUUUCGAUUCAUUACGUUUUGCAUUAUUAACCGUUUUUCAGGUAUCAAUUGUGUUGACACAAGAAGAUUGGAAUGAAGUACUUUAUAAUGGAAUGGAAAAAACAAGUGGUUGGGCAGCUUUAUAUUUUAUUGCAUUGAUGACAUUUGGAAACUAUGUUCUAUUUAAUUUACUUGUUGCUAUUCUUGUUGAAGGUUUUUCAACAGAGAAAGGAGGUACUUUGUCAGAGAGUGGAAGUAGUAGUGAUCGAUUGGCCAAAGCUGAUCCAUUUAAAACACAAGCACUUUUCACAGGUGAUCUUGAAAUACCAGCAAAUCCACAUGAAUUAAUUACCGAUGAUAUACCAAGUGUGAAAAAUAGUACGAUUGAAAAUAAAAAUUUUCGAACAAAAGAAGUAAAAAUAAUGAGUAUUCCAAAAAUUGCUAUUAGUAAUGAAUAUGAUUCAACUUUAAAAAUAUUUGAAACACACUCACAACCAAUAAAUAAAACUCCAACACCACCAUCACCAUAUAAAUCUAUAAUAAAAAAUCGUUCAUCACAACCACAAACACCAUCAUCAACAUCAACAACACAAAGUUAUUAUACAUGUCAAACACGUCUUGAUUCAAAUCUUUCAAAUGAUCCUAUGAGAAAAUCAUUUAAAAAAAAUAAAGCAUCUGAUCAAUUUCAAAUAAAAAAACAAACUAUUGAUGAAAAUGAUACUGAAAAUGAUGUUUCAGAAUUAUCAAAUUUGGAAGAUAUAUCAAAAACACAAACAUCUAUAAAUGAACAAAAAUGUCUUAAACGACGUGGUACAAUAUCAACAGCAUCAACAUUACAGUCAAGUAAUAAUUCAAACGAUAAUACACAGAAAAAAAAACAUGAUUUACGUAAAAAUCGUUCAUUUACAUAUUUUAAUAAUGAUAAUAUGCCAACACCAAGUUUUAAUAGAUCAUUACGAAAUUCUUUUAUUCCACAUAUAACAGAUCCUCCACCACCAUUACCAUAUGCAGAAAAAAAUGCACGAAAUUCUUUAACACAAAUAAGUCAUGAACAACGACAAAAAAAAUCCUUACCUGUACGACGAACAAAUUCUUAUCGUCCAUCGUCAUCAUCAUCAUCAACUAAAAUAUUAAGACGUUUUAUUUUACGUGAUGGAAAAUUAGUUGAACAAGAUAUUAAUAAUUCACAACCGGUUAUAAAACGGCGAUCAACAUUUGAUAAUUCAUCAUAUCCAAUGACACAAAUCGAAACAUCAACUACAUAUGAAACACCAAAACCUGAAGAUAAUGAACAAUAUAUCAAAACUAAUUCAAAUAAUUCUAUUCGAUUAGUUACAGAUAUUAAUUUAAGUACACAAUCAAUUAUCAAUGAUCAAAGUGAUAUGCAAUUAGAUAUUAAAAGGAAAAAAAAACCACAGCUUAGAAUUUUUCGAGCAUGUUUAAUUCGUUUAUGUGGUGAACGGAUUUUUCAUUAUUUAAAAAAACGUGACAGUUAUUCACUUUAUCUUUUCUCGCCAGAAAAUCGAUUACGUAAAGCAUUAAAAUCUUUAAUUGCACAAAAAUCAUUUGAUUAUUCCAUUCUAUUUUUUAUAUCUCUUAAUUGUAUAACACUUGCUAUGGAACGUCCAUCAAUACCACAAAUAAGUUUUGAACGUGAAUUUUUAAACAUUACAAACUAUAUUUUCACAGUUAUAUUUACUAUUGAAAUGAUAAUAAAAAUAAUUGCAAGUGGACUUGUAUGUGGACCACAUACAUAUUUACAUACUGGUUGGAAUGUUAUGGAUGGAUUUCUUGUUAUUAUAUCUAUUAUUGAUCUUGCAACAACGCCUCGUGGAGGUAGCUCAACGGUACUCAUUCAUUCUGAAUCUGAUGCAACAACACGAAUAUUUAGCAUGUUAAGAGUUUUUCGAUUAUUAAGAACAUUAAGACCAUUAAGAGUUAUUAGCCGAGCACCUGGUCUGAAACUUGUCGUUCAAACAUUACUUUCAUCAUUACGACCAAUCGGUCAUAUUGUUGUUAUUUGUUGUACAUUUUUUAUCAUUUUUGGUAUUCUUGGUGUUCAGCUAUUCAAAGGAAAAUUUUAUUAUUGUGAAGGUCCACUUGCUCGUAAUGUAACAACGAAACGACAAUGUGAAGAAAUGUCUGAUCAUCGUUGGAAAAAUCAACAAUAUAAUUUUGAUAAUUUAGGCCAAGCAUUACUUGCAUUAUUUGUUUUAGCAUCACGCGAUGGUUGGGUACAAAUAAUGUAUAAUGGUAUUGAUGCUGUUGACGUUGACAUGCAACCAAUAAGAAAUCAUAAUGAAGCUAAAUUAAUAUAUUUUAUAUCAUUUUUAUUACUUGUUGGCUUUUUUGUUUUAAAUAUGUUUGUUGGUGUUGUUGUUGAAAAUUUUCAUAAAUGUCGUGCUGAACAAGAACGUGAAGAAAAAGCACGACGUACAGCUAAAAGAGCAAAAAAAAUUGAACGAAAACGACGUCGUAUGCGCGAAAUACCAUAUUAUGCACAUUUUUCACCAUGGAGAAGACGUUUACAUGAUAUAUGUAAUAGUAAAUAUUUUGAUUUAAUUAUUGCUGCUGUUAUUGGUCUUAAUGUUGUUACAAUGUCAUUAGAAUUUUAUUUAAUGCCACCGAUUUUCGAUUUAGCUCUUGAUUAUUGUAAUUAUGUAUUUACAACUGUAUUCAUAAUUGAAUCAAUAUCGAAAAUUAUUGCACUUGGACCAUUACGUUAUUUUAAAGACAAAUGGAAUCAAUUAGAUACAAUGAUUGUUAUUUUAUCGAUCGCUGGUAUUGUUAUGGAGAAAAUGAAAAGUGGACAAGUACUUCCAAUUAAUCCAACACUUAUUCGUGUUAUGAGAGUGUUAAGAAUUGCUCGAGUUCUUAAAUUAUUAAAAAUGGCAACCGGCAUUCGAGCCUUAUUAGAUACUGUAAUUCAAGCCCUUCCACAAGUCGGAAAUUUGGGUCUUUUAUUCUUCCUUCUUUUCUUUAUAUUUGCUGCAUUGGGUGUUGAAUUAUUCGGCAAAUUAGAAUGUAAUGAUGAACAUCUUUGUUCUGGUCUUGAUAAACAUGCACAUUUCAAAGAUUUUGGUAUGGCAUUCUUAACAUUAUUUCGUAUUGCAACAGGUGAUAAUUGGAAUGGUAUUAUGAAAGAUGCUCUACGUAGCGAUGAUUCACCACAUGGUGUUAAAAAUCAAUUUAUGACUGCAUUAGCACCAAUAUAUUUUGUUGUUUUUGUUCUUAUGGCUCAAUUUGUUCUUGUCAAUGUUGUUGUUGCUGUUUUAAUGAAAAAAUUAGAUGAAUCAAAUCGUAUGGUAGCUGAUGAAGCAGAAAUGGAUGAAGAAAUUGAAAGACAAUUAGAAGCUGAUAUACAUGAUAGAAAUUAUCUUGAACAGCCGUUACUUGACGAUAAAGAUUUAGAUUUUCUAAAUGAUACUGCAAUGCAAGCCUUUCCAUUGACUAAACAAUUAUCUUUACCACCCAAUUUUACAUUUCAUUCCAUGAGUUCACCAACAGCACGUCGAUCAAAAUUGAAAACAAUUGAAGUAGUUAAAGUUUCAUCAUUAUCAUCGGUUAUUGGUUCUCCAUCCCGUUUUAUAACAUUACAAAUAGAUAGACCAUCAUCAUCAUCAUUUAAUGAUGAAGAAAAUCUUCCAUUAAGUGUUCGUACAAGUACAGAAGUUUUAUAUCGUCCAACAUCGUAUAUAUCUCAUCAUCGUUCAAAUACAGUUCCAUCACGUCAUCGAAAAUCUGGUUCAAUAAAAAUACCAAAUCAACAAACAACACAUCUUUCACCAACAUAUAAACGCCAUGACAAUAUUCAACAACAGCCAACACUUCAACCAUUUUCACCAUCAUUAUUACCAUCACAUGCAAGACGGCGUAUACGUGCUAUUGAUGAUCCCGAUGACAUAGAUUCACCAACAGGUAGUAUUAUCAAUCGUUAUGUUUAA